Electrophorus electricus (electric eel) is the source of this 2103-nucleotide messenger RNA. It is a transcript of the gene slc5a5, whose product is annotated as solute carrier family 5 member 5. Gene Ontology annotation, cellular component: extracellular exosome; membrane. The record is from RefSeq and is a predicted model, not a curated record. Gene Ontology annotation, molecular function: symporter activity. Lineage: Eukaryota; Metazoa; Chordata; Actinopteri; Gymnotiformes; Gymnotidae. Gene Ontology annotation, biological process: sodium ion transport; iodide transmembrane transport.
CCGCGGUCGCAGGCGGUGACUUGGCUGGUCUUGGCCCUGCCAUCAGCUGGAACACUUGUGGACUCACUUGUGAAGAAAAGGCAUCGAGUUUGUUUGUACAGCUGGAAUCCCCAGCGACAGGAGAGACAGACCCGGACGUUCCGAAGAGCAGAAUGUACAGCGGGAGAGACCCUGAGACAGACAGACAGGGGUUCCGCCUGGCCGACUACGCCGUGUUCGCGUCCAUGAUGCUGGUGUCUCUGACCAUUGGCCUGGUGCAGUCCAUGCGGAGGGUUGCGGGGGACUCUGAGGUGGAGCAUUUCUUCACCGGGGGCCGGCGCAUGGCACCCCUGCCCGUGGGCAUGUCUCUGUGCGCCAGCUUCAUGUCCGCCGUACAGGUGCUGGGCGUACCAUCUGAGGCUUACCUGUACGGGCUGAAGUUCCUCUACAUGUGUUUGGGCCAGACACUGAACUCCCUGCUCACUGCAUUGCUAUUCCUACCUGUCUUCUACCGCCUACACAUAACCAGCUCAAACCAGUAUUUGAGAAUGAGAUUUGGCAGAGGAAUGCAGCUGUUGGGAAGUUUGCAGUUUCUCAUAGCAACACUGCUCUACACUGGAAUUGUCAUUUUGGCUCCAGCUCUCAUUUUGAAUCAAGCUACAGGGUUGAAUAUGUGGGCAUCUCUUUUCUCCACUGGCUUCAUCUGUACAUUCUACACCACUGUGGGAGGGAUGAAGGCGGUGGUGUGGACAGAUGUGUUUCAGGUAGUCAUCAUGCUCUCUGGCUUUAUUGUGGUCUUCACGUACGGCACCCUCCUGGUGGGAGGACCUGCCAAGGUUCUGGAGAUUGCCAGCAACGGCUCCCGCAUCAACUUCAAUGAUUUUGGCUUUGAUCCUCAAAGACGUUACUCAUUCUGGAGUUUCACCGUGGGAGGGACACUGCUAUGGUUGUCGAUGUACGCUGCAAACCAGGCACAGGUGCAGCGCUACGUGUCGUGCAGGACGGAGAGGCAGGCACAAUGGGCUCUGUUUGUGAACCAGGUGGGUUUGUGUCUGAUUGUGAGCAGUGCUGCUGCCUGUGGCAUUGUGAUGUUUGCUCUCUACUCACAGUGCGACCCUCUGAAAUCUGGCAGGAUUUCCGCUCCGGAUCAGUACAUGCCAUAUAUGGUGCUGGAUAUUUUCCGGAAUCUUCCUGGCAUUCCUGGUCUUUUCGUUGCCUGUGCCUAUAGCGGAACUUUAAGCACGGCCUCCACCAGUAUCAACGCCAUGGCAGCGGUUACCAUGGAGGACCUGCUGAAGCCGUAUCUGAUUGGUUCCUCACAGAGGAAGCAGAUUGUACUCUCCAAAGCACUAUCGUUCCUGUACGGGGUGGGCUGUAUGACCACAGCGGCUCUCUGCUCUCUGCUGGACUGGGGCGUACUACAGGGCUCGUUUACGGUCAUGGGCGUGGUCAACGGCCCACUGCUGGGAGCUUUUAUUCUGGGCAUGUUCAUUCCAGCCACUAAUAAUGCAGGUGUGUUCUCAGGAGUGGCAGUGGGAUUUGUCCUGUCUUUGUGGCUUGCGGCCGGAAGCUCCAUCUACCCUCCGAGCCCUGUGAGGAUGGGUGUCCUGCCCACCAGCGCUGCCUCCUGCCUGUCUGUCAACACCACAACCUAUUCCAGACCUUCGGCUCUCUCCCCAUCAGACCCCCAGCAGAGCGGUCAGCCCGGUCUGCAGAACAUCUACUCCGUAUCGUAUCUCUACUUCGGCGCGCUGUCCACCAGCGCAACAGUGCUGUCUGGACUGCUGGUUAGCUGCAUAACUGGACCCACGGAGAGAGGCUCAGUCCGGCCCGGCCUGCUAUGGUGGGAUCUGGCAGCUCGGCUGGAGAUGCGUGCCCCAACGCCUCCUGCCCCGCGUCCUGCCGCGAGUCCUCUCAGUCCAGACACACACGGUGGAAAAGAACAAGUCCUGCUCCUCAGCCAUGAAGCUGAGAAAAGGGUUUCUUUUGUGUGAGAGCCAGUGGAGUGCUGAACAGAGCAGAAUUCCAGAAGAGAAUGAAACAGCUGCCACUUAUGAAAGACGCUUAUUGUCUCCCUCUCUCUGUCCGUCUCUCCGACAUACCCAGAUGCAGUUACCACUCUUG